Messenger RNA from Equus caballus (horse), 3747 nucleotides. It is a transcript of the gene ORAI2, whose product is annotated as ORAI calcium release-activated calcium modulator 2. Gene Ontology annotation, biological process: store-operated calcium entry. Gene Ontology annotation, cellular component: membrane. The record is from RefSeq and is a predicted model, not a curated record. Lineage: Eukaryota; Metazoa; Chordata; Mammalia; Perissodactyla; Equidae. Gene Ontology annotation, molecular function: store-operated calcium channel activity.
GACCCCGCUGGCCGGGCGGAAAGAGGGAGGGGGCCGCGCUCGGCGCCCCGGCCGGGCCGCACGGCCACGCCAGCGCCGCCUGCCGCGAGCCGGAGCCCGAGCCGGAGCCGGGCGGGGCGGGCAGGGCAGCUCGUCUGGCUCCCACCAUGAGCGCCGAGCUCAACGUGCCUGUGGACCCCUCCACUCCUGCCUGCUCCGAGCCAGGCCACAAGGGCAUGGAUUACCGGGACUGGGUUCGCCGCAGCUACCUGGAGCUGGUCACCUCCAACCACCACUCGGUGCAGGCCCUGUCCUGGAGGAAGCUCUACCUGAGCAGGGCCAAGCUGAAGGCCUCCAGCCGCACCUCCGCCCUCCUCUCGGGCUUCGCCAUGGUGGCCAUGGUGGAGGUGCAGUUGGAGACGCAGUACCAGUACCCGCGGCCGCUGCUCAUCGCCUUCAGUGCCUGUACCACGGUGCUGGUGGCCGUGCACCUCUUCGCCCUGCUCAUCAGCACGUGCAUCCUGCCCAACGUGGAGGCCGUGAGCAACAUCCACAACCUCAACUCCAUCAGCGAGUCCCCGCACGAGCGCAUGCACCCCUACAUCGAGCUGGCCUGGGGCUUCUCCACCGUGCUGGGCAUCCUGCUCUUCCUGGCCGAGGUGGUGCUGCUCUGCUGGAUCAAGUUCCUGCCUGUGGAUGCGCGCCAUCAGCCCGGACACCCGGCCGGCCCCGGCGGCCACACGGGCUGGCAGGCGGCCCUUGUGUCCACCAUCAUCAUGGUGCCCGUGGGCCUCAUCUUCGUGGUCUUCACCAUCCACUUCUACCGCUCGCUGGUGCGCCACAAAACUGAACGGCACAACCGGGAGAUCGAGGAGCUGCACAAGCUCAAGGUCCAGCUGGACGGGCACGAGCGCAGCCUGCAGGUGGUGUGAGGCGCCGCCCUGCGGCCUGAGGGCCCCGCGCCAGGCCGAGCCCGGGUCGCCUGCGAUUUGGAGAAUUUCGAAACUGCAGAUUGCUAAGGAGGCUGCCUAGACACUGCCAGAUCGUUCAAGACCAAAGUUUGACUCCUGUCUUAAUGCUAUAAAACCUGGAUUUUCCCUUAGAAAAAGGAAAUCUUUAAUUAAAUGAGAGACUCUGUUGCAAAGAGCUUAGGGGAAAGAUAAGCCUAGUCUUUGGCCCUGGGGAUUUCCUGCAGGGCUCCGAGCAGCCCCCAGCAGUCAAGGGCAAUCUCAGAGACAUGGACUGGGUGGCCAGCGGGUGCAGAGGCCCAGAGGCUCGGGGCAGGGCCGUGAGUCCAGGGAACGGAUUGCCCUGUGACACCCAAGGUGGGUUUUGUGGUGGUCGGGUGGCACAUCUGAUGGUACCAGCUUGCUGAGAUUAGAUGGGGCACAGGAUCACAGUUUGGCCUGGAGCUUCCCUCCCCUGUCCUGGAGGGAGUUGGGUGGCCUGGCUUGUGGGAGAGGGCAGGAGCCCGGGACCCAUGUCAGCCCAGCAGGUACGGGGCUCCAGCAGGCAGCAGACUUGUCAGACCCCAGGGAGACGGGGAGACUUGCAAGGUAGAGGCCUGGCAGAGUGCAGACUUGUCUGUGCACGUCCCGUGUGAGAUGCCCGCUUGAGGAGGCUGUUAACUGGGGGGUGCUCCCCACAAGGCUCAAAUUCUCUCUUCUCAGCCAGCCUAGAGCCCUGGUCAUGUAGACCCACUGGGGCCACCAGGAUGGGAAAGGGCCCACAGUCCAGAGGCUUCUGUCUCUUGGCCACAGAAUGUCCUCUGAGCCUGAGUCAGCUGCCCCUCUGAGCUGUGGCUGCAGAAGGCCAGGGGCACCUGCUCAGGUAGCAGAGCCGGCUCAUCUUUCUGAUACCCGUGGUCCCAGCUGUGGGACGGGGCAGCCUGGGGGACUUCCUGUCUGGACAAGGCUGUUGGCCUGGCCUGGUCUGUGUGUGGUGGAGCCCAGGGCCAGCCCUGGCAAAUGCAGGUCCUGCUCACAAUGAUGUGGAACAACCACAGGGAAGGCAAGAGCCCACAUAGUGCCCCACGCCUGGGCCCCCUGGGCCUCGCAGCCAAACGCAGGGCCCAGCCCACACGUUUACACAGCCAUGCGCAUGUGGGUUCUGGUGUUUUCACUCGGGCAUCGGGGAGACCUGAGCCCAGGUUCUUUGGCUGUACACACUUAUGCUACAGCCCAGCCUGGGUGUGAGCACGCUGCACCCUGAGCUGCUCUGAAAAACCACCUUUACCACAUUGGCCAGCAGCCACCUGGAGGGAGGCCCUUUCUUCUGUUUUCCUAAGUAGUAUUGGACUUCGUGCUCCGAUGGCCUUUCUCUUGACAGCUUACUAUGUCUGUGGGGUCUGGGUUGCCUGUGCCAAGAAAUCUGGGCUGGCCUGGCUGAGGUUUCUGGGAAUGUGACACACUGUUGCUCACAGAAACCCUAACACGUGACUCUGAAAUGCUGAGGGCCCCUGGGAGCUGUGCUCAGAAUCCCCAGUGCAAGUCGUGACAUUUACGGGGAGCCCAGGCAGCAUGUCUCGUGGGGCCAGAGAAGAGCCCUGGCAUCUUCUGAAGGGAGAAGGGUGUGUCCCUUGCAUCUUCUGCAGGCGUCUGUCGUGACUUGCUUGCUCUCUAGCGCAUGCCCAUUUUGUCCCGGAGCCUUAUUAAAAAGGCUUGUCUGGUUUAAUAUGUGCUUGCUUUGUAAAGAAUGUCAGCAUCACUGCAAGACAGCUACUUGGUGUCCUGGCAGGGACAAGACAGGCUGGCUCCUCCCCACAGCUGGGAGGGGACAGCAGGCCCUUCCUCUGGCCUGAGCCUUUUGAGAGGGGCUGUGCUGGGUCUGUUCCCACUGCCCACUUUCCUGGGCCAUCUGGUGCCCCUGCCCCAGGUGUGUCAGCCUCAUGGCCCAGACCGUGGGAAGCAUCCCAUCAGGGCCAGCUGGGGGCCAUUUGUUACAUCUGGUCCAUGGGCAGAGCUUUUGGCCUGGCCCAGGCAGCAUCAGGGUCAGCUCGGUGCCCAAGGACAGUGCCACGUGUAGGAAAGAUGCCACAUACCCCGUUUUUAACUCCGAUUAGGAGAAUAACGUUCCUGUGAUUUCCUGUUCUCUUUUGUCCAGAGGGCUCUCCCAGCUCCAGCCUUUCUAGUUCCCAGCGGCAUGGGGCAAAGGGCAUUUUUACGGGAACAGAGGUGACCGUGGUCUGGAGACUGGUGGAGGGCGGCAACCUCAGGGCAGCCUGACCUUGUCGGGAGACAGGAUGAGCUGCAGUCUGAACAACUCAGCAGGCGGUUUGGGAGAGGGAGAAAGCAAAUUACAGGCCAGAAGUUCAGUUUCUGGAGGUUUCGCCUGAUGACCAAGUGCUCCGAGUACAGGGCCUCCUCUCGGUGGGGAGAGGCGCAGGGGCUGCCCUGGAGCCUGCUCGGGCUUGCCCUCUCCCCUCCAGCACAGCCUCCUGGUGCUCACGGCACAUGCCGCCGAGGCGGAGCCCUCUCCAAAGUGGAACACCGGCUCCCUUUAGGACCCGACCAGAAGGUUCAAAACUCAUGUUUCUAUUUUAGAAACUGCAAAGGCAGAAUGUACUUUAGUGUCUUCUAGGAAGGUCUGUUGAGGACGAAACCGCGUGGGCCUGAGUGGAUGGAGUUCACCUGCCCCUAACCCAUCCUGUGCUGAUCGAUUAUGCGUGACAUGGUGUACGUCACGUCCGGUGUGCACACCCUGUCCCGUGUAUGGGUUUUGGAGACAGUUGCCCUGGAUCGAACUGAAUAAACAAGUAAAGCUAAGAAA